GAGAGGGCUGGCCGUAUGCACAGGGGAAAAGGCAGGGCAGGACCCAGACUGCAGCAAAGCUGUUGCAGCCCAGGGCAGGAGAAGAAGACAACGGCUGCGUUUGCUGUCGGCAAUGGCAUCUGAAACCCACAUGCCGGUGCCUGUCUGCCUCAUUGAGAACACCCCGGCGAGGGGGCUGGUGGUCCGGCCGGAGGCUCUGCAGGUGCUGUCAAAGAUCACCCAGCCUGUGGUGGUGGUGGCCAUCACCGGGCUGUACCGCACCGGCAAGUCCUACCUCAUGAACAGGCUGGCUGGUCAGAGGAGAGGUUUCUCCCUGGGCUCCACCGUGCAGUCCCACACCAAAGGUAUCUGGAUGUGGUGUGUACCUCACCCCUGCCGGCCUGGACACACUCUGGUGCUGCUGGACACUGAAGGGCUGGGCGACGUGGAGAAGGGCGACACCAGGAAUGACACAUGGAUCUUUGUGCUAACCAUACUGCUCUCCAGCACCCUGAUCUACAACAGCAGAGGCACCAUUGACCAGCUGGCCAUGGACCAGCUGCACUAUGUGGUGAAGCUGACUGACCAUGUCAAGUUGAAAGCAGCACCCAAGGAGAGUGAAGAUGAACUGGAUGAUUCAGAAAAAUUUGUCCUCUUCUUCCCGACUUUCAUCUGGGCUGUCCGGGACUUCACACUGCAGCUGGAGGCGGGUGGGAAGGAAAUCUCUGAGGACGAAUACUUGGAGGAGGCACUGAAGUUAAAGGCUGAUAGCAACCAGGAGACCCAAUACUACAACCAGCCCCGGGAAUGCAUCCGCCAGUUCUUUCCAGAUCGCAAGUGCUUUGUUUUUGAGCAGCCGGCCCGCAGGAGGGACCUGGUCUGCUUGGAGGAUCUUCAGGAUGAUGAGAUCAAUCCUGAAUUCCAGCAGCAGGUGGAGAAAUUCUGCAGCCACGUCUGGGAAAAGUCUCCGCCUAAGACCGUCCCCGGUGGCCACAUCAUAACAGGAAACCUGCUGGGGAAACUGGCAACGACCUACGUGGAGACCAUCCAGAGCGGGGCAGUGCCGUGCCUGGAGAGUGCGGUGCUCGCCCUGGCAGAGAUUGAGAAUGCAGCAGCAGUGAAGGAGGCUGUGACGUUGUACCAGGAUCUGAUGGCGCAGCGGGCAAAGCUGCCGACAGAGACUGUUCAGGAGCUGCUGGAGCUGCACAGCCAGUGCGAGCAGGAGGCGCUGGAGCUGUUCAUGGCACGGGCGUUCAAGGAUGGCAUCUGCCGUUUCCAGGCAGAUCUCAUAACCAAGGUAGAGGCAGUCAAGGCAAAGUUCUGCAAGGACAACGAGCAAGCGUCCCAUGACAAGUGCAAGGCUGCUCUCAGGGACCUCUCCCAAGACAUGGAGAAACGAAUCAGUGAUGGUGUCUACAAUGUGUCAGGGGGCUAUGAGCUGUUCAAAGAAGACCAGCAGGCACUGGUGGAGAAAUACUGGGAACUGCCUCGCAAGGGGGUGAAGGCUGAUGCUGUCCUGCAGGAGUUCCUCCAGAGCAGAAAGACUCUGGCCGAAAGCAUCCUCAACACAGACCGCUCCCUGACGGAGAAGGACAGGGAGCUAAAAAGUGAGCAAGAGCAGCAUGAGAGAGCUGAGCAGGAGAGGGCGGUCCAGAGGCAGAAGGAGGCUGAAGAGAGACAGAAGUUGGAGGACCAGUUACGCAGCUGGGAAAAGCAUGUGCUUCAGCUGAGAAAGAAGCUGGAGAAUUGCAGUGAGAAGCAGCUGGAGGAGCAACAGAAGAUGAUCAGACAUAAAUCAAAGGAGGCUGUGUUGCUCAAAGAUGGCUUCUGUGAUAAAGCCACCCACCUGCACAUGGUAACCUCUAGACUGCAGCAGGAAUAUGGCAGCACCAGGAGAGAGUUGCCAAUGUGGAUCAACAUAAUGGUAUCAAUACUGUUAGGCUUGGUAUUUGUCGUGUUUCGCUUUAGAACACCGAGAUUUUUUUAAUAACCCCUCUAGUAACAAAGUAAGAGAGGUGUGCAGUGCCCCCACAUACAAUUCUGUGAAAUUUUGAAAGCCCUUCCUGGAAGAUGCUUGCCAUAGAGCAUGAAAGUGGCCUCCACGUUCACUUGUCCUGCACCAGCUAGUGCUUCCAUGUGUGUCUCCUCCAGGAGAAAUCCUCCUCUUCCCUCCCAGAGCACCUGGUCUCUCACUUCAGCUGAAGGCACGGGAAACGUCUAAAGCCAGGGUGGCUUGGGGCGCAGAAAGGCCGUAAUGCCAGCAGGCGGGUCUGGGAGCAUUUUGCCAUGCUCAGAACAUGUCAUUGGGAGAUCUAACCCACCUCUUCUAGAGACCUCCUCACCAGGGCUAUGGGAAACUUGCCCGAGAGAGCUUUAAGCUCAUGUCCUGGGGUCACACUUACUGCAGCAGCAUGAAGUAGCAUGGAAGUUGUGAGUAAACCAGGAAUCCACAUGGUGAGCGCUGCCUGGUUUGCUUGGCAUCAGUCCUGCGCAGAGUCACCCAGAAGGAGUGAGCCCAUGACCCAGGGAGCAGUGGAUGAAAGCCAUCCUCUGCUAUGUAGCUACUCCCACCCUGGUCCUUAGCAAGGCUCUUCUCACUUUGAAGCCGUGAGGAAGUUCUCCCCACAGGGCUGUUCUGCUCUCUGCUCACUCACCCCAUCUCCAUGCUGCUCCCCCUUUCCUUCCUUCAGACCAAGAGAUCCCCAAGUGGCCGUGGGGUGAUAGAGCAGGAGAUGGCUGUAGAGGGUUCAUGGGAGGUGUGUGUCCCAUUGCACUGGCUUUGGCUGGGAUAGAGUUAAUUGUCUUCAUAGCAGCUGGUGUGGUUCUGUGUUUCGGAUUUGUGACCAAAACAGUGUUGAUAACACCCCCCUGUUUUAGCUGCUGCUGAACGGUGCCUGCCCAGCGUCAAGACCUUUUUUGUUUCUCACCCACCAGCAAGUAGGCUGGGGGGUGGGCAAGAAGUUGGG
This is a messenger RNA of Haliaeetus leucocephalus (bald eagle), 2945 nucleotides long. Its product is annotated as interferon-induced guanylate-binding protein 1-like. The record is from RefSeq and is a predicted model, not a curated record. The coding region runs from base 113 to 1966 and encodes 617 amino acids. Lineage: Eukaryota; Metazoa; Chordata; Aves; Accipitriformes; Accipitridae. Gene Ontology annotation, molecular function: GTPase activity; GTP binding. The transcript is spliced from 11 exons.